This is a messenger RNA of Penicillium angulare, 1755 nucleotides long. RefSeq lists its product as uncharacterized. The record is from RefSeq and is a predicted model, not a curated record. The coding region runs from base 1 to 1755 and encodes 584 amino acids. The transcript has 3 exons. Lineage: Eukaryota; Fungi; Ascomycota; Eurotiomycetes; Eurotiales; Aspergillaceae.
AUGCCCUGUUUCAAAGGCCUGGCCGUGAGUAUCCAUACUCCAGAUGGCGCCAUCUCAGAAUACUCUAUCCAGCGACAAUCGCGUGCGUCUCGUAUAGCUUGUUUCAUUCCGGUCCCCCCGCCGAAGGUCCCGGAUUCUAAGAAUGGCAAGCCCGAACAAUCAACCUUCGCUAUCUCUAUCACCCUCUUGAACCCCGGUCAAGAUGUCCCUUACUCCACCCCUAAGCCAACCUCCGAGUGCCCAUCACCCAAACCGAAAGUCGUUGGCGGCCUGCCGGGAAACACAGGAGAGCGCGGCCAAUACUCCGGCGCUGUAGCGCCAUACCAGGCCUUGACCAAUUCACCCAACGAAACCGUUGCAGCCUACAUAUACUUUGAUGGAAGGCAGAAGGAGGAGGUGGCUACACUGUUGCGGAGGGGAGAAGAGACUUGGGUGAACUCACGCUGGGUUAGCAUUCCUGGAUCUGAAGGCGGCGGCAUUGCCGAGCGCGAGUUCCUGUUCCGAGAGGUCGGCCUGGAACGCUGGCUCAAUGGGCUGGAUUUGGAAGGAAAAGAUGCGGCCGCCAAGAUUGAGCGUCGCCGACAAAAAAUGGAGAAGCGUCGCGCCAAGCGCCUAGAAGAGGGCCUGAGUAUGGAUAUGGAAGCAGGCGCCUCUUCGAAGCCAAAGAACAUCAUGCGCUACGGUGGUGAUGCUAAGGCACCGCUGGAGAAUGUCUCGGAUGAUGAUCUGUCCUCCGAUUCUGAUGAUGAUGACCCAAUCCCGGAGACUGCUGGCCAGAUCAAGGUUGCACUAUUCCGCGUACUGGCGUCCGGAGAGAUCAAACGGGGUGAAUACUCUCCGCAAUUUGAUGCACACGAUGAUGACGAGGAAGGUGGCCAGGAGGGCGGAAAUGGAGAUGCCGAUGUGGAUCACACAACUAGCUUCGCAAAGCCUAAGUCGCUGGAUCCAAAAUCUAUCAGUACCCAAACCGUCACCGGCAUCGACCCGACUGACAAGCCAUACGCAACUUUUACAUUUAUGUAUCGUGGUGAACGGCAAUUGCAGAAAAUGGGCAUUUUUAGGGAUUCCAAAGCACCAGAAACACCCGCCGCAAAACGAAAGUCUUUACAAGCAGACUUCUCUAGCUUAGGCCCUCUCAAACCCGGCGGGACAGUUGGAUUCCUCAAUUUUAGGGAUCAAGAAACCGCACGUAAGAGCAAGAAAGGCGAUGAUGAAAUGGACAGCGAUGACGAUGACACCGAUAAUCCCAUUCUGAGCAAAGCGGACGACGAAGAAACAAAGGACGAUGACCAAUUCCUCUCUCCGGACGACAUCAAACGUCAGGGAGAACUGGAGGAAGGUGUACGUAAGAUUCGGUUGAAGCGCCAACACUCCGCUGAGCCGUUCAAUAGCGGCGGCGAGAACAACUCUGCCGAUAGUCCAGCUUCUGGUACAACACCCCCAGCGCCCGAGCGUGCCACGACACCACCUAAAGCUACCAUCAAUGCCACAGCGGGUCCCUCUGAGCCUUCUCAGCCUCUCGCAGACUCAGCCGCAGCCGCCGGGUUUAUUGGCAGUCCCUUGAAGAAGCAACGGGCCAGCGUAUCCGCAGCUGACGAAAAUGCGCUCCGACGCCGUAUUGCGGAGUCCUCUGGACGUAUCAAUGAGGUGCUGGGCACAAGUACGAAUGAGACUACGCCCGCCACCACAUCGUUUGGUGAUAAGAUCAACUCCGCGGAUUCAGCAGCUCCACUCCAAGAAGAUGAGGAGCUAUGA